AUGAACGAUCCUCAUUUCGGUACCACAGCCUUGGAUAGCGCACAUUCUGAGAUUGUAACCUUUCAAGGACGGGAGUAUCAAAAAUAUGCACUUGAUAACCAGAUAUAUUUCGCUCCCAUCGACGAUGAAGAAAUCGAAAGGCUAGAGUUGGAGCAGCAACUUUUCAGCACAGUAUUCGAUGACAGAAUUAUAUUUCCACCAGUCCAGCAGCUGGAUAAAGUGCUUGAUUGCGGAUAUGGAUCGGGAACUUGGGCUGUCGAAGUUGCUGAGCAAUAUCCAGACUGUGAGGUUAUAGGGAUCGAUGUUUCUCCACAUAUGAAGCCCGAUGAUACGCCAGAUAACCUUUGGUUCCAGGUUGAUGAUUUGAACCGCACAUUCACUUUUCGUUCAAACCAAUUCGAUCUGGUUCAUUCGCGCCUGGUUGCUUCUGGCCUUGAUAAGGAAAGAUGGCCACGCUAUCUCCGUGAUAUUUUCAGGUGUUUGAAACGAGGCGGCUGGGCACAAAUGGUAGAAAUAUACUUUAAUGUCCAGUCAGAUAACGGAGCGUUGACUGAAAGCCAUUGCCUCAGGAGAUGGAGCACAAGUUAUAUUGCAGCUUUAGAGGGAGUGAAGGAUCUUCGAAGCGGAAUGAAGCUGGCUGGCCUGAUGGCUUCAGCUGGCCUUGUUGAUAUUGAGUCGAAGAUGAUACCCCUGCCCCUAUCUGGAUGGUCAACGGAUCCAAGGAUGAGGGCUAUCGGUAGAGCAAACCAAAGAAACGUGCACCUUCUCCUGGAAUCCCUUGGGCUAUAUCCACUAAUGCACCGGCUUGACAUGUCUGAGGUCCAGUUCCAAGAACUUUUAGCGGGUGCUAGGCAGGAAGCAGACGAUAUCUCAUUGAAGGCAUAUAUCCCAUUGUAUAUUUGCAUUGGGCGGAAACCAUGA
Molecule: messenger RNA, 921 nt
Organism: Nannizzia gypsea CBS 118893
Lineage: Eukaryota; Fungi; Ascomycota; Eurotiomycetes; Onygenales; Arthrodermataceae
Exons: 8
Coding region: 1-921 (306 amino acids)
Molecular function (GO): methyltransferase activity
Source: RefSeq, a predicted model, not a curated record